AUGUUCUAUUGCUCUUUCGUCAGCAUACAUUAUAUUAUCUGUGAGUGUGGUGAUACAUUUCCCACCGAAGAAGCGCUGAAGGAGCAUUUGGAAAGGGAGCACAACCACAAAAUCGAGAAACAUGAAGAAUUCCGUUGCGACACAUGCGAUAAGAUCUUCGCGACGGAGAAAGCAUGCCUCAUACACCAGCGGGUGCACACGCAGCCUCGUAUUCGGGACAGGCCGAAGGAGCCCAGGGAGAAGAAUGUCGUGAAGCGCUACUACAAUUCGAAGAAUAUCGUUUGCGAGGUGUGCGGCAAGAGAUAUGCCUCGAACGCGGCGCUCCGCUACCACCAGCGGGUGCACACGGGCGAGAGGCCCUACCAUUGCAGCGAGUGCCCCAAGACCUUCACGAUGCCACUGUUCCUGCAGAUCCACAUGCGGACGCACACCGGUGAGAGGCCGUACGAGUGCCCCCAUUGUCCGAAGGCCUUCAGCAACAAGGCAGCACUCUUAAGGCACGAUAGAGUGCAUACGGGUAUAAAGCCCUACGUGUGCCCACAGUGCGGAAAGACCUUCACGCAAUCCAAUUCGAUGAAACUCCACGUCAAGACCGUUCACCUGAAGAUGCCAGCACCGUACAAGAGCAAGAAUCGAAGGAACAAGACUAGUAGAGGGAUGAAGGUCGAAGUGGAAGUAGAGUCUGGCAUCUACAAGCAGGACAUCAAGCCCGAGAUCAAGCCGGAGUUCAUGGAGGAGGAAUACCAGGAGGCGGAUGUGAUGGUGGAGGAGGAUGUAUACGAGCAAGUGCAGGCCCAACUCUACUCGCAGGACGGUGAGGUCUACCAGGAGGUCUACGAAGGGGAGAUUGGAGAGGAGGAUCUGUAUCACGAAGUGGUCGUGGAGCACCCGGAAGUGACCCUGUACGAGAUGGACAAGCCAGAAGUCCUAUACGAGGAAGUGUACGAAGAUGUG
Molecule: messenger RNA, 954 nt
Organism: Iphiclides podalirius (scarce swallowtail)
Lineage: Eukaryota; Metazoa; Arthropoda; Insecta; Lepidoptera; Papilionidae
Source: the annotation of a GenBank genome assembly